CCGUGUCCGCCUUCCUUGGACGUGACUCAAUCCGUCGCGUUGGCUGUGAACCAAUGAAAAGGCAGCGCCUCUCCAGCCCCGGCCAAUCAGCUUUCGGACUAAAGAGUUUAACUCCUAUUUAAAAUGACUCUUUGAAUCUCAACGGCUCGGCUCUCCGGAGGACUCGGCGGCCUUGGGUCGGAGGCCAGAGCCACAGGCAUCAUGGACAAAUCUAAAGAAAACUGCCUUUCGGGCCCAGUUAAGAUGACAAUUACACCUGGUGAUGGACCAAAACGUGUCCCGGUGACGCAGCAAUUUCCUUCUCAGCAUCCGCUAUCUGCAAACAGUGGCCAGGCUCAGCGGGUCUUGUGCCCUUCCAAUUCCUCUCAGCGAGUUCCUUCACAAAGGCUUGUCUCCAGCCAUAAACCGGCUCUGAAUCCAAAGCAGAAGCAAUUGCAGGCCACCAGUGGCCCUCGCCCUGUCUCUAGGCCACUGAGUAAUGCGCAAAAGAGCGAGCAGCCCCAGCCGCCAGCCUCGGGAAAUGAUUCUGAAAAGGAAGUGGCAUCAAAACAGAAAAAUGAAGAAUCGAAAAAAAGGCAAUGGGCUUUGGAAGAUUUUGAAAUUGGUCGCCCUCUGGGGAAAGGGAAGUUUGGAAACGUUUACUUGGCGAGAGAAAAACAAAGCAAGUUCAUCCUGGCUCUGAAAGUCUUAUUCAAAGCUCAGCUGGAGAAAGCUGGAGUGGAGCAUCAGCUGAGACGAGAAGUAGAAAUACAGUCCCACCUCAGGCAUCCAAACAUUCUCAGGCUUUAUGGUUAUUUCCACGAUGCCACCAGAGUGUACCUAAUUCUAGAAUACGCGCCUCUUGGAGCUGUCUAUAGAGAACUUCAGAAGCUGUCCAGGUUUGAUGAGCAGAGAACUGCUACUUAUAUCACAGAAUUGGCAAAUGCUCUGUCAUAUUGCCACUCAAAGAGAGUUAUUCAUAGAGACAUUAAGCCAGAGAAUCUGCUCCUUGGACCAGCUGGAGAGCUUAAGAUUGCAGAUUUUGGGUGGUCUGUACACGCCCCAUCCUCCAGGAGAACCACCCUCUGUGGCACCCUGGACUACCUGCCCCCUGAGAUGAUCGAGGGCCGCAUGCAUGAUGAGAAGGUGGAUCUCUGGAGUCUUGGAGUCCUUUGCUAUGAAUUUUUAGUUGGGAAGCCUCCUUUUGAGGCAAGCACAUACCAAGAGACCUACAAAAGAAUAUCGCGGGUUGAAUUCACAUUCCCCAGCUUUGUACCAGAGGGAGCCAGGGACCUCAUUUCAAGACUGUUGAUGCAUAACCCCCACCAAAGGCUGACCCUGAGAGAAGUACUGGAGCACCCCUGGAUCAUAGCAAAUUCCUCAAAACCAUUAAGUAGCCAAAAAACCAAAGAACCAACCAGCAAGCAAUCUUAAGACUCUUGUAGGGGGAGGACCCCAUGAGCCAAGGCUGCUGUGUCCAUCGGUCAGAAACACACCCCUAACAUGAUCUUAUUGCCAACUGCCUGCUUGCAAUCUGCAGUGCUAGGAAAAUACACAGAAAGUUCCACUUCAAGAAACGUGACACUCUGAAGCGCAAGUAGCCACGAGAAUCGUGCUAACUUCACUGGUUUCAUCACCCAGAGGCAAGUUCAGGUGCAGCCGCCUCGCAAUCUGUCUGGACUAAGGCGUCCUUGUGGAAGGUGAACUCGGAGUUGGUUAUGGGCAGAGUGGCCCCUCUGCCCUGACCCAGUCAGUUCAGGAGCUGUGCAAUAACCUCCCAAGUACCUGAGUGUGUGUGUAACUUACUGGGUGGCCACACCUGAUAAAGUUGUCAGAAUGAGUAUGUGAUUCUUUUAAAUGUUAAAAUAAAGAGAUGUGCAUAGACUUUGUCCCUUCCGGAAUGCGCUGUCUCCGUCAGGCCUGUUAUCUAGUCCUCCUUGACCACUGUCUCGUGUCUGAGACUAAAACAGGAACACGUGCUCCUCCUCCAUCGCAGGACUUGCUCGGAAUACAGCCGAGAUGUGUUUCAGCCAGUUCUAAGUGUUGAGGGCUCUUACAAAUGUUUUUGAUGGUUUAUAUAUUGUUUUUAUAAAUACACUAAGACAUAUACAAAA
Miniopterus natalensis is the source of this 2093-nucleotide messenger RNA. RefSeq names its product aurora kinase A (gene AURKA). Gene Ontology annotation, biological process: protein phosphorylation. Lineage: Eukaryota; Metazoa; Chordata; Mammalia; Chiroptera; Miniopteridae. The record is from RefSeq and is a predicted model, not a curated record. Gene Ontology annotation, molecular function: protein kinase activity; ATP binding.